This is a messenger RNA of Annulohypoxylon maeteangense, 2328 nucleotides long. RefSeq lists its product as uncharacterized. Gene Ontology annotation, molecular function: microtubule binding; actin binding. Gene Ontology annotation, biological process: actin filament polymerization. The record is from RefSeq and is a predicted model, not a curated record. Lineage: Eukaryota; Fungi; Ascomycota; Sordariomycetes; Xylariales; Hypoxylaceae. Gene Ontology annotation, cellular component: cytoplasm; actin filament. Bases 208 to 2193 code for a protein of 661 amino acids. The transcript has 3 exons.
CAAUACUACAUCCUUUAAACUAUCGCAUCCCAUUCCGCUCGGCGUAGAUUCGAAUUCUCGAAUUCGAUUCGAUUGUAUCCUCAAUUCAAUGAUUACUCAGUAGAGCCCUAGAAGUAAUCACGCCUACGUUGGAGAUAGCCACCGAUUUGCUAUACUCCUUUCUUUACCCCCCUUAAUAAAUCACACGACCUUGUUACAACCACCACCAUGCCGUCCAUACUCAGCGAAGAAGAUAAGGAAACCGUUAGGCGAGUAGUGCCAAAACAUACAAACAAGAUACAGGCCGUAGCUGUUGCGAGGUUAUAUGUCGCCUAUCCACAUCCUUCAAAAUGGACGUACACUGGCCUACAAGGGGCUAUCGUUCUCUCCAACGAUCUAGUAGGAAAUACGUAUUGGUUGAAGCUUGUCGACGUAUCUCCUACCGCUCGAGGUGUAAUAUGGGACCAAGAAAUAUUUGACAAUUGGUCCUAUAAUCAAGAUCGAACCUUUUUCCAUUCCUUCGAACUCGAGGACUGUUUAGCUGGGCUGUCUUUUGUCGAUGAAAAGGAGGCUAAACAAUUUAAGAAGAAGAUGGAUGAGAGGGAAAAGAAUGCGUCGAAGUCCACGAAAAAUACACCUUUCGGCGGUCCAUCACAGCAACCUGUCAAGCAAGGCUUCUUUGGGAGUAUCUUCGGAGGACAUAGACAUUCCUCGGCACCCACGCCGCCCGAAUCACCUCGUAAUAGUGUUAUACCUACACUCCAUGAUGCGAGAAUGUCUACAACGAAUGUUAACGGUUUCCAAAAACCGCCAUCAAAAUUCGCCAAGCUAGAGGCAUAUGAUCCGAACUGGCGAGACAACUUCGGGAAUUUUCUUUCGGAGCAAGGGCUUACGGACGAAUUCAUAAGGGAGAACCAAGAUUUCAUUGUCGAAUUUUUGAAAGAGCAGGGGACUCAUAAUGGAAUGCCAGCUGCGACAGCACCUCCGCCGCCGCCUCCACCUCCGUCAGGUAGUCACUCGUCACUUAACGGUAACAGCCACAAUCACGGCCACGGUCAUGGUCGAGCGCCCCCUCCUCCUCCACCUCCUCCAUCGGGAAACCCGCGUUCAACGUCGGAAAGCCUAUCAUCAUCAGGCUCCCGUCGUGGUCUUCCUCCACCUCCACCUGCACCUCGUAGGUCUGGCAAGAUGGAACUCGUUCACCGAGAGCCGACACCACCGCAAGAGCCAAUUCCCCCACGACCGCGAUUUAACGCACCUCCUGCCCUGCCCGAUGCUGGUAAAUACGCUCAUAGUGAUCCCGCGCCUCGAGCUCCUCCUGGACCGGCACCCCCUCCACGACCGCCUAAGACGCCGAUGGAAGAGCAGGAGGAGAAGCCGCAGGGACACAAGUUCGGGGUACCUCCCGCUUUUACUGGCCAGAGGCUGAACAACGCUCCACCACCACCGGCCAGGGGUCCGGUGCCCCCUCCACCUCCGCGAGAGCAGCCUCAAGCAUCAGCACCUCCACCUCCACCGAGUCUGCCACCGAAGCUGCCCACCUCGAGCGCACCGCCGCCAGCACCGCCAGCACCUCCUUUACCCCCUGCCGCUACUCGGCCUACUCCCGCACCUCCUGUUGCUGCUCCUCCGCCUCCUGCGCGAAGUCCACUUGUACCACCACUUCCAGCAUCAAGUGCGCCAGUUCCGCCUCCAUUACCUCCAUCUUCUGCGCCACUACCGCCUCCGCUGCCCCAAUCCUCCGCACCAUCUCCUCCUCCCUUACCUGGUGCCGGAGCUCCUCCUCCACCCCCACCUCCCCCACCACCACCUGGCCCAACAGGAAUACCAGCACCUCCUCCACCUCCCCCGCCAGGAGGUAUCCCAGCUGCUCCUCCACCACCACCCCCGAAUCGCGAUUCGGGUUACUCUUCCGGAGUGCCAGCUCCUGCUGCGCCAUCAGCAGACAAUAGUCGUUCCGCAAUGCUGGACAGCAUCCAGAAGGCUGGUGGAAUUGGGUCGCUCAAGAAAGUUGAUAGGACUCAGAUCAGAGAUAGGAGUGGCGCUACAGUCGGGGGCGGAUCGGAUACAGGACCGCACGGUAGCGGACUGCCGCCUGCCGGUAUCGCCCCCGGUGGCGGUGGUGGUAUGGCCGAUGCAUUGGCUGCAGCAUUGCAGAAGCGCAAGGAGAGAGUUCGUGAUAGUGAUGAUGAGAAGAGCGAUGAUGAGUGGUAGAGCCGCAUUCUCGAAAUUCAUGCAUAGCAAAUGGCCCUAUUGGUCGAACAUUAAAGAGGGGGGAUACGACAAUGGACUUGGAAGUUGAAGUCUGUCGGAAAAUUACGUUACACAUGUCAACCAGGCUGUAGUCAG